CCAUGUUUCAAUGUUUGCAUGGACGCUACUGGCGACAAUACCAGGCACUGAACACAAGCGUACCUUUUUUAACGAUGCCUCGAAUAAAAGUUAAUUUAAUUUAAUUAAUCCGUGUAAAUUUUAGCCCGCUCAACAGAUUUGAUUAACAGAAAUGGAAGUGUAAUUUAGUAAAAUGUAAUAAUUGUAAAUAAAGUGAAGUGAAUGCGCUGUGAUUUUGAAUAGCGCUGUUUUUACUGCGCUUAGCUUGUUGUCUUUUAGGUUAUAGAUCCGUAGCGUUCUUUCAGCUUGCAAACAAUUAUUGCCGAGCUUUUUCUUUGAUUCCACUAUGAAUUUUACCGAAGAUAAUAGUACUCAGGGUACCCUACCCCAAUUCUCUGAACUGACAUCCAGGUCUAACGUCGUCCCUAACUCAAAUUAUACCAGUGCAGACAUUGCAGUACAAUUACAAGGAAACCAAACCGCUGUUUACACCACCGCUUCUGGACCCAACUCAGGAAAACAACAAUCACUGGCUGGCCAGAUAAACCAAGCGGGAAAAUAUCCAGGAACACUACUCGCGUGGCCUGAUCCUAAUACGUUGGUGCAGCUUUGUGAAAAACAGGGUAUGCAGGCGUUAAACAUUCCAAAUUACACUCAAAACACCGCCACCAUUCUUAGCGUCCAGCCCAACAGUUUGCCUGUACGGAUAAUACCAAACAUGUAUUUUCCUGCUACUUCUGAACCAGAAACUAUUGGCCAUAAGCAGCAGGAAUCGGAUACCACAGACAUUGAAAAUUCCAGCAUGGAGUCGCAAAUGCAGUCACAUCACCAAAAUUUUGCAAUGGCCGAAUACCUUCAAAAACUCCAAGCGACGUCGUUACCACUAACGUUGCAACAGCUCAUAAAAUUGCAAGCAGAACAAUUGCAAAUAAAGAAGGAUAAAGUGGACGUACAAAAAAAUAUAGAACAAUCACAAAAUAUUUUGAACAUUCCUAACGUUCCAGUUUUACGAAAUGGUCAAUUACAAAAUGGGACUAACCCAUUCAUAAGUACAGAGAAUAUGUCUAUGAUUACAAUAAAUCCUCACGACUUAAAUGUACACAUCGAAAGCCAAGACAGCGAAAACAACAUACAGCAACCCAUCAAAGUUGAACAACAGGUACAAACUGAUUCACCCAAAACUGAGAAAAAAAUGAAAUUUAGAGCCAAGACUGGAGAGAUCAAAAUCACUGUUGCUCUUGACGGCUCCACGUUAUAUUGCUGUCCAGAGUGCAGCUUAGCCUUUCCUGAUAAAGGAGACAUCGAACAACAUAUCCAAAAUCAUAUACAGGAACGAAAAUAUCAAUGCAAAGAAUGCGGGGCCAUGUUGAAAAGGAAGGAACAUCUAGACCAGCAUAUGAGAGGUCACUCGGAUGAAAGACCAUUCAAAUGUCCGGUAUGUAUGAAAGCCUUUAAGCGAAAUGAGCACCGUACCAGGCAUUACGUAAUCCAUUCGGGUGAUAAAAAUUUCACAUGUAAUGUGUGUCAAAAGGCAUUUUCUAGAAAAGAUCACUUGAAUAAGCAUACGCAAACCCACUCAGGGAUCAAGCGAACAAAAUCGAAAAAAGAUACAGUUUUUACAGACUCGAAAGAGAUGCUUGAUAAGAUAGUGAAUUUAACUCCUAAGCAGGAGCCAACGUUUGUUCAAAAAGACUUUAAUUUCAUGAAACAAGAAACGAACUUUGUUCAACACAUACAGAAUCUUCAAAAAGAUCCAAAUUUGAUACAAACGUUUUCUGCCUUCAAAGAACAAGCGUUGAAAGAUGGAGCUUUAAUACAGCAAUUAGCUGUAAACAUGAACGAAAUCUUGCCACAGAAUACGAGAUAUUUAAUGCCAUCAUAGUUUUAGGUUAAUAGGAAUGAAAAAAAGUCAAAGCAAAGAGAACAAACGAAUGAUAACAUAUUGUAAUAUUGUAUUUUCAAUAGCAAUAAUAUGCUAGCAAUAAUUUUAUUGCUCAUCUAGGGUUAGCCUGGAAGUUGAUUUGAUAGAGGUGCGCAGGUACAAGCAGUUUACCUAAUCAGACCUGGUUUAUUUUUUAGUAAUGACGUAUAUAUCUAUACUAAUGUACCGACAGUUGUAUUUUCUAAAUGAAACAAAAAAUGCAAAUAAACCUAGUCCGGUUGUGUACGAGUUCCCAGUUUCUACCGCGCACCACUACCACAUUAGACCCUUUUAACAGUUAUUAUUUUCCUAACUCUUGGAACGAAUCACAUGAAGUAGUUUCACGAGUGGCUGUUAGAAUUGACAAAUGAAACGAUGAUUUCAAGGGACUAUGGACUGCCCAUAGAGAUGAAGACAUUGACCUAUAGUUGUUAGACUAGCUUUACGGAGAUAUUUUGAAUGGAUCUAGUCUGCAAUCACAAUGAUUAAAUAAUUUUAAAUCGAUCAUUGAGCCAGUAACGUUUUGAUCUGCUUGUAUUUAUAGGCGUUUUGAGAUUUAUUUUUCAAUAAGAAUCAUGAUAAAACUUAACUAUCUAAUUGAUAAUAUAUGUUACGAUUAUUAUUUUAUUUUUAUUCCUCUUCCCAAAUAUUGUCAUAAAGUUAACAAAUUCGGCAUAGACAUUGCAUAAUAUUUCAAGGAAUAUUGGUUUCCAUACAAAUCUUACCGAAUUUCUUCUCUCUUUAUACUUGUACAAUAUGCAUACCUACUAUAUUAUUGAAUUGUACAAACUUAAUCGAGUGCUUUGAAUAAUCGAAGCUACCAAAUGUUCCCACCGGUUACUAAUAAUAAUAAUGAUAAUAAUAGAAAUAAUAAUAAUAAUAAUCUUAAUAAUAGUAAUAAUAAUUUAUGUAAUUAUUAGGAAAUUUUAUUUUCCUUUUUUUCGUCGGCUAAUUUUAUGACAAUAUAAUACAUCAUGCUGCAUAAUAAUCGAGCCAAAGAUCUUACACAUUUAUGCCAGUAUAUGACUGUAUUUUUAUUUUAUUAAUAACUUCUUUGCUCUCAAUUUACGGAGAACUGUUUAUCCAUGAUUCAUUUUUAUGAAAUUUUUUUGAGAUUGACUAGACUACAUACCUAUGAUUUUUAGUGAUCAUUUGAACACUGUGACGAUGUAUUUACGUUGCGCGAUAUACAUUUACUCAACAAAACUGUUGUUAUAUAUGUAUAUGUAUACAUAUAAUAUACUGAUUGCCAAAAAUUACACACACAUGUAUUUUUCUGAUCGAGAUAUUUUGGAAUAAAAGAAACCUAGUGGAAAAAC
Molecule: messenger RNA, 3219 nt
Organism: Athalia rosae (coleseed sawfly)
Lineage: Eukaryota; Metazoa; Arthropoda; Insecta; Hymenoptera; Athaliidae
Product: zinc finger protein 880-like
Exons: 4
Coding region: 326-1861 (511 amino acids)
Biological process (GO): regulation of transcription by RNA polymerase II
Molecular function (GO): RNA polymerase II cis-regulatory region sequence-specific DNA binding; DNA-binding transcription factor activity
Source: RefSeq, a predicted model, not a curated record